Messenger RNA from Osmia lignaria (orchard mason bee), 1358 nucleotides. RefSeq lists its product as uncharacterized. Lineage: Eukaryota; Metazoa; Arthropoda; Insecta; Hymenoptera; Megachilidae. The record is from RefSeq and is a predicted model, not a curated record.
GUCUAUUUUUUUUUACUGUUAUUAUUGAGUGAUAUGUGUUUAUAAAUACGUAAUGUGAUGUAAAUCAUCAUUUUUUAAAUUCAUUAAUUCAUUAAAACUCAUUAAAUUAAAGAUAGUACGAAGUAAAAUAUUAAAUCUCAAAGUGUCUUUUAAAGAAAGAAACCAAAGGUAUACGUACAUACAUAUGUACGUGGUAUAAUAAUUGCUUAGAUGAAGGAUUUAGAUUUAAUAAUGAACAAUUCUGACUGUGCAUCGUGUACCUUGGAACCACCGCCUGACAUUCUCCACAUACCACCGCCACCGUUUCCAACUGUUCUUCAACAGGGUUCCGAUUUCUACUUACAUGCAGAUUUGUUAUCAUUUCUACCACAUCUUAAUAACAGCCCAUGCAAACACUUCUGCGAUCGGCGUUCCGAAGGGGUGCAAUACAUAGAAAUGCCUCAACAAGGUACGGUGUUCGAUGACACGUGGUUAUUGGUUUUAAUAUCAUCUUGUGUCGGUGUAAUUUUUAUAGGCAUAAUAUUAGCAACGUUGCUCUUGAAAUGCAAAUUUAAUAGAAGCGGUAAAAGCAGCGUGAUUUCCAUACCAAACGUAACAUCCGGCAUACAAACAAAAAUGGGAAGAAUUCAAAAUGAAGCCGUACUUUAUCCUUGCACGACCGAUGCCAUGCAAGAUAGUCGUGUUAUGUGGGCUACACUUACACCACGGGGUACUACAAGACACUAUUUAGAGGAACAUACAUAUGAAACAAUUGGCGGCGGACAAUUCCAUAAACGUGCCUGUUCAACCACACCAACUGAACAUGUAAAACUCAAGACUUACGCAGAUCCGCCGGUUGCUAUGCCAAUUCAGAAUCAGCUGAAGGACGACAAAGCAUUUGAUAACACUGCGUUUGUAGAUUACGAAGAACCUUCCUUAAUAAAAAAUGAUUACUGUCAGCUUAAUGAUACUUUGGAUCCAAAUGAACUAGGCAUGCAGAAAGGAACAUCGCGUCCCCGUGUCAGUUCACCAACGAGAAUUGAACAUCCAAAUUUACCACCACUUAAUCUUUACCCUCAUAAACAUUCUUUCCGCAAAAAUUCUGCUAUACCACAAGCUUCGGAUACACUAAUUAGAAAUAGUAUUACAUCAUCUACGUACAUUCCUACUAUAUGAAUUUCAUCAAUUUGAGUAUUUCAUCAUACUUAAACGCUUAUAGCAUAAGUAACGUAACAGUAAGUUUUAUAUGCAUUACCUACUACGUAUUUACUUAUUCUAAACGAUUUAUAAGUUAAAUAAAACAAGUUAAUUACAUACUUUUUUUUUUACUCAUAAACUAUAAAUAUAAUAAUGUGAUUACUGUUAUCCAAACAAUAUGA